This is a messenger RNA of Oryzias melastigma (Indian medaka), 2211 nucleotides long. Its product is annotated as oxysterol-binding protein-related protein 2. The transcript has 14 exons. The coding region runs from base 439 to 1863 and encodes 474 amino acids. Lineage: Eukaryota; Metazoa; Chordata; Actinopteri; Beloniformes; Adrianichthyidae. Gene Ontology annotation, molecular function: cholesterol binding. The record is from RefSeq and is a predicted model, not a curated record. Gene Ontology annotation, cellular component: membrane; intracellular membrane-bounded organelle; cytosol.
AAAUUUGAUUGGCUGAGACACCUGUCUGUCAAUCCGUCAACGCCCCCCCAGACACCAACUUCCGCUUCUGCGUCAAGACAAGGCUGCUUACUACAUUCCUGCCUAUCUUUGUGGGCUUGCCAAAACAUUCGCGCUUCACACACGGCCGAGGUUACUCAUUUUCCUUUAGUCAUCAACGCCCCAGAGCCUGAACCCUCACCCCCCCAGCCUGCUCACUGCUCUCAGAUAACAGAAAAGCUGCUUUGAUCUGACUGACAGACGGGAUCAUCAGCCUGACAUCGGGCUCGUCUUUUAGAAAAGAUUCUCCUUCAACCUGCUGACGCUCCGGAGCGCACUCGCUCAGAAGGUCGGCCCUCAGAAGAACCGGACCGGCUAAAGAAACAUGUGCUAGAAGUUGAGAAUCUGUAGCAAACAGCUGGCUGGUUCUGACUCUGGAAGAUGAGCAAUGAGGACGAGUUUUAUGACGCCGUCACAGGCCUGGAUUCAGAUGAGUCGUACGAGGGGGUGUCGGAGGCCAGUUUCAAAGAUGCUCAGCCGUUCGAAUGCAGCAGUCACAGAAACAAUGGAUCCGUGCCACACAAGAACGGCAUCAAGAAACACAGAACCGCCUUACCUGCACCCAUGUUUUCCAGAAACACUGUUAGUGUCUGGAGUAUCUUAAAGAAAUGUAUUGGACUGGAACUGUCCAAGAUCACCAUGCCUAUUGCCUUCAAUGAGCCUCUGAGUUUUCUGCAGAGAAUGACGGAGUACAUGGAACACACUUACCUCAUCAACAAAGCCUGUUCGCUGUCCGACUCCAUCGAGCGCAUGCAGGCAGUAGCUGCUUUUGCCGUGUCAGCAGUUGCAUCUCAGUGGGACAGAACUGGAAAACCCUUCAACCCUCUGCUGGGAGAAACCUAUGAACUUGUCCGGGAGGAGCAGGGUUUCCGGCUAAUAUCGGAGCAGGUGUCCCACCAUCCUCCCGUCAGUGCCUUCCACGCUGAGGGUCUGGCCGGGGACUUUGUCUUCCACGGCUCCAUCUAUCCCAAACUCAAGUUUUGGGGGAAGAGUGUUGAGGCGGAACCUAAAGGGACUAUUACACUAGAGAUCAUAAAACAUAAAGAAGCUUACACAUGGAGCAACCCUUACUGCUGUGUGCACAACAUCAUCCUGGGGAAGCUGUGGAUAGAGCAGUAUGGUACGGUGGAAAUAGUCAACCACAGAACUGGAGACAAGUGUGUGUUGAAUUUCAAACCAUGUGGGAUGUUCGGCAAAGAGCUGCACAAAGUGGAAGGAUACAUACAAGACAAGAAUAAAAAGAAGCACUGUGUCAUCUACGGGAAGUGGACCGAGUGCAUGUGGAGUGUGGACCCUCAGGCCUACGAGACUCACAAGAAAUCGGACAAGAAAGGAGAUCACAAGAAGCACAGAAAUGUGAGGGAGGAGCUCCACAAAUCAGAAAACGAUGAAGCUGACAACAUGCCUGAAGUCCAGGAGACCGUCUGUGUGGUUCCGGGAAGCACUCUCCUGUGGAGGAUAGACUCCAGACCAGCACACUCUUCUAGAAUGUACAACUUCACAACAUUUGCGAUGUCUCUGAACGAGCUGGAGCCCGGCAUGGAGGCCAUCUUGGCCCCAACGGACUGUCGCUUCAGGCCCGACAUCAGAGCCAUGGAAAACGGGAACAUCGAUGAAGCCAGUAAGGAGAAGGAGAGACUGGAGGAGAAACAGAGAGCUGCCAGGAAGGAGAGGGCCAAGAAUGACGAGGAAUGGUCAACGAGAUGGUUCCAUCUGAGCACCAAUCCACACUCCGGCAAUCAGGACUGGAUCUACAAUGGGGACUACUUCAACAGGAACUACAAGGAUCUUCCAGACAUCUAUUGAGAGUCGGGAACUCUUCUGAAUUCUACUUCUUCAUUCCAACGUUUCCCCGUCUUCAUCGCGUUGCCUCUGUCGUCUCCUGAAAGCGACUCGUUCACUGGUUGACAAAACUUGAAGUGAAGGAACUGUCAUCUACACGUCCAACACAUGUACGCUACAAUUUAGCCUCAUAAUGACCAGCAAACUUCUGUUCACUCUGACCACAGAAAUACUUCCAUUCUGUGCAGCUCUCAGUGGAACCUUCUGAAUGUUUCCCCUCUUUAGAAUCAAACUUAUAAAAGACUGCUGGUAAACGUUUGCGGUUUAUCAUGUCAUUACGGAAUAAAUGAGGAAAGACGACAUUGAAUGAGA